This is a messenger RNA of Punica granatum (pomegranate), 2004 nucleotides long. Lineage: Eukaryota; Viridiplantae; Streptophyta; Magnoliopsida; Myrtales; Lythraceae. The record is from RefSeq and is a predicted model, not a curated record.
GCAGACGUAGAUGUCAUCUAAGCCGACGAAAAGGCACUCUCUCGGGCGGCAAAAAGAAUGCUCUCCCUCCCUCGGCGCACUUUAGCUUAGAUUCGACGCCUCCAAAGUGAAAAUUUGUUUCACUUCCUCCACCCACUCCUAUCCAACUUAACCUCCACUCCCCCACUAACGUACCGCACAACGCGCAUGGUUUUCUUAACCUGCGCACACACCACGGUUCGCGCACAGGCGACUGGCAAUACGUUCCCUCUGCAAUAAAUUGUCCUUGAUUUGUUUUUUCCCCCGCUCUUCUCGCCCCCCUCAACAGUCAACACAUCCCAUCGCCUCACCGCCGACCGAGAACGUAAAGGCUGAUCAAUCCAAUGGCGGACCCUCCGGCGGCUGACCCCUUCCCGGAGGCACGACGCGACACGGACGCCGGGGCUGUCUUCGUCCUCGAAUCCAAAGGGGAGUGGUGGCACGCGGGGUACCACCUGACGACGGCGAUAGUGGGGCCGACGAUACUGACGCUGCCGUACGCGUUCAGGGGACUGGGAUGGGCAUUAGGGUUCCUCUGCCUGACGGUGAUGGGGGCCGUCACCUUCUACUCCUACUUCCUCCUGUCCAAGGUCCUCGACCACUGCGAGAAGUCCGGCCGCCGCCACAUCCGCUUCCGUGAGCUCGCCGCCGACGUCCUCGGGUCGGGAUGGAUGUUUUACUUUGUAAUAUUUAUUCAAACUGCGAUCAACACCGGAAUUGGAAUCGGAGCGAUCUUGCUUGCUGGUGAAUGCCUCCAGAUCAUGUACUCGAACCUUGCUCCGGAUGGCUCCCUCAGACUGUAUGAGUUCAUCGCAAUGGUGACGGUGGUCAUGAUCGUUCUAUCUCAGCUCCCGACCUUCCAUUCCCUCAGGCACAUUAACCUCGCCUCCCUCUUCCUCAGUCUGGGUUACACCUUUCUCGUAGUCGGCGCUUGUAUUCGUGCAGGUUUAUCGAAGAAUGCACCGCCAAGGGACUACUCCUUGGAAUCUUCAGAGUCCGCGAGGGUUUUUAGCGCCUUCACUUCCAUAUCCAUAAUAGCCGCAAUUUUCGGGAAUGGUAUUCUGCCGGAGAUACAAGCAACUCUGGCUCCUCCUGCAACUGGGAAGAUGUUUAAGGGCCUUAUAAUGUGUUAUUCGGUGAUCUGCGUCACUUUCUACUCUGCUGCGGUGUCUGGAUAUUGGGCAUUUGGGAACGAAUCCAACUCGAACAUCCUCAAGAGCCUGAUGCCCGACAAUGGGCCUGCUUUAGCUCCGACAUGGGUUCUUGGCCUGGGGAUCGUAUUUGUACUUCUGCAGCUCUUCGCUAUCGGCUUGGUAUACUCCCAAGUAGCAUACGAGAUCAUGGAACAGAAAUCGGCUGAUGUGAAGCAGGGGAUUUUUUCAAUGAGAAACCUCAUUCCAAGGAUCAUACUUCGGACUCUGUACAUGAUCUUCUGCGGGUUUGUUGCGGCGAUGCUUCCCUUCUUCGGAGACAUAAAUGGUGUGGUGGGAGCUAUCGGCUUCAUUCCUCUAGAUUUCGUCCUCCCGAUGGUCCUCUACAACAUGACCUACAAGCCACCAAGGUCGUCCCUCAAAUACUGGGUCAAUGUCUCGAUCAUCGUGGUCUUUUCUGGUGCCGGAAUAAUGGGCUCCUUCUCUUCAAUAAGGAAGCUGGUCUUUGACGCUAACAAGUUCAAGCUCUUCAGCAGUGAUGUGGUCGACUAAGGCUCAAGCAAGUUCGUUACAUGGAACAGAAUAACAUACAAAUAGCAGGCAACGCGAUAAAAUUGUAAUCCGAUUUAAGUUGCAAAGUACCAUCACCUCCAUGAAAGUCACUGUCUGUUGAACAGAGUGAUAGUGCCAACUGCUAACAGCUAAAAGUUCUCUUGCUACUGAUUGUAAUAGGAAUAGAUCUUAAAGCACAGUAUAUCAAAGUAAUAUCCUUGUCCAAAAAAAGAAACUAUACAUUUUGCAAUAGGCGAAGGCGAAAAAAGCCAUUUGAUCUUUA